Calidris pugnax (ruff) is the source of this 913-nucleotide messenger RNA. It is a transcript of the gene UCHL1, whose product is annotated as ubiquitin C-terminal hydrolase L1. The transcript has 6 exons. Gene Ontology annotation, biological process: protein deubiquitination; ubiquitin-dependent protein catabolic process. The record is from RefSeq and is a predicted model, not a curated record. NCBI's taxonomy places the organism in Eukaryota, Metazoa, Chordata, Aves, Charadriiformes, Scolopacidae. Gene Ontology annotation, molecular function: cysteine-type deubiquitinase activity. Bases 16 to 567 code for a protein of 183 amino acids. Gene Ontology annotation, cellular component: cytoplasm.
CUAGUAGUUUGCGCAAUGAAAACAUCUUACUCUGAUGAAAUGCUUAAAACGGUUACAUGUUUACAGCAUGAGAACUUCAGGAAACAACAAACUGAGAAAAUAAAGGACCAAGAAAUCAGUUCCAAGGUGUAUUUCCUGAAGCAGACCGUCAGUAACUCCUGUGGGACAAUUGGUCUGAUACAUGCGGUUGCUAAUAAUAAAGACAAACUGAAGCUUGAUGAGGGGUCUGCCCUGAAGAAGUUUCUAGAUGAAACAGCUGAUCUGUCUCCUGAAGAGAGAGCUAAGCAUUUUGCAAAUAACAAGGCUAUACAAGAAGUCCACAAUUCGGUUGCACAAGAAGGACAAUGUCGGGUUGAGGACAACAGUAUGAACUUCCACUUCAUCCUGUUCGUCAACGUGGAUGGACAUCUGUAUGAACUGGAUGGGCUCAUGCCAUUCCCUGUAAAUCAUGGCACAAGCUCGGAUGACUUGCUAUUGAAGGAUUCUGCUAAGAUUUGCAGACAAUUCACAGAACGUGAAAAGGGAGAGGUUCGUUUCUCUGCUGUGGCUUUCUGCAAGUCGGCCUGAGGCUCUGAAGAGAUGCAAGGAAAACAGUCUAAUAGCACACCAGUAUAUGCAGUCUAAACUCCAGUGCUUCAGUACUUGUUAAACACAGCUGUUCUGGUAACUUAAAUCGUUUCCACCUCUUGCUAUACACAGGAGCAACAUCAGCUGAGCUUGUGCUAAAGGAUGAGCUCAAGUUUUAAUGUGAACAGUUUGGACACAUCAGAUGUCUUUAGACUCUUUUUUCACAUGUUAAGUAGAAAAUGCUUAACGGGGCUUGUUUAAUCUGUAACAUGUUAAUUGAGCUGUUGGUUGAUAUUUCCUUGUCUUUAAUGAGAAUAAAAUGUUCUGCUGGAAGACUAAGACUAAA